AUGAUGUCGGCAACUUGGAUGACGUUUUUAGGACCGAACGAAGUUAUUGUUCGUGGUUUUCUGAUUUUCGCUGUUCUGGGUCUGAUGAAGCCAAACAAUGAUAACGAUUCUAGUAAAACGAAAAGAGAUGAAGUGCAGUCGGCAACCACCCAAUUGUUGGCCUUCACCACUAUGGCUUCACUUGUUCUCGGUGUAUUCUCAUCGGUGCUAAUGGGAGUGAUAUCCGAUCGAUACGGACGAUCAGUGACGAUUGCGUUGGUUCUUCUUGGUCAAGCACUUCGAUUCGGCACAAUUGCUUUCAUGGUUCUGUUUGAUCUGUCUGUGACAAUCGCAUUGUUCGUGGCUGCCAUCUGUUCCGGUUUGGUUGGCGGUGGAUGGAUCGCUUUACUAGUUCAGAUCAGUGUCGUGUUCACGGACAUCACACGAAUUGUGGAUCGCGAUGCAGAUUGUUCUAAUCCGCUUGUAAACGAU
Messenger RNA from Echinostoma caproni, 471 nucleotides. The record is from the annotation of a GenBank genome assembly. Lineage: Eukaryota; Metazoa; Platyhelminthes; Trematoda; Plagiorchiida; Echinostomatidae.